CGACUGACUCUGACGAAGCUCUGCGGAUCGCAAUGUGGGCAAGUUGGAUUGGCAGAGCUUCCGCCCAAUUGAAACGCAGAACGUUGUUGACUUCAUGACGAUCUCCGAGUCUUGAAGAUCAUAACAAACGCUUUUGGAAAAGUCAAGCAGGAUCCUCGUUGCCUUGAACAAGGAGCAUCCGUCAGUUGCCGCGCCGAUGGGGGCAUGGGUGAAGAGCAGCAGCAGGAAAUGAAGCUGUUUGUGAUCAAAGAGGAACCAACAUGACAUGAAAUUCUCGACGUGCAGUUCGUCACCAUUCGAUUGUCGUAUGGCCAGACGAAAGCCAAGAUUGGCCAGGUCAAACAAACCAAGAGAAACCUGGUCAUGUCAGUUGCAAUAGCGCGUUGGUGACACAUCAGAAAAACGUCGAAGAACGAGGUUUUUCUUACGAGGUGCGAUGUCAUCGCCGAACAGAAGCCAGGCGCGGCGCAAGUCUGCGGGCUUGCUCAAACACCAGCUGCAGCUCAUCAAGAGAAAGGGCGACCAGGGCACCACGCGCUACGAGAUCCAGCCAAUCCCAGAUACACUCUCCUUCGAGAAGGGUUUCUUCUUGUUCAUAAGGGCGCUCCAGCUGUUGCGGGAGCACAAUGACGGCGUCCUUUUGGUGGGGCUUGCGGGCCCCUCGGGCGCCGGUAAAACCGUGUUCAGCGAGAAAAUCAGCAACUUCAUGCCGGGAUGCUCAGUGAUCUCGAUGGAUAACUACAACGAUGCGAGCCGAUUGGUUGACGGCAACUUCGAUGAUCCCCGGUUGACUGAUUACACCACUUUGAUGGACAAUAUCAAGAACUUACAGAACGGGCUGCCCGCCGAGGUCCCAAUCUACGACUUCAAGCAGAGCAAAAGGAUUGGCUUCAAGACGGUGGAAGUCCCUUCCGCGCGCGUUGUCAUCAUUGAGGGCAUUUAUGCACUGUCCGAGAGGCUGCGCCCGAUGCUCGACCUCGCCGUUUCCAUCACCGGGGGGGUGCACUUCGAUCUAGUUAAGCGGGUCUUGCGGGACAUCAACCGCUCGGGACAGGAACCGGAGGACAUCAUCCAUCAGAUAUCGGAGACGGUAUACCCUAUGUACAAGGCGUUCAUCGAGCCGGACCUCCAGACAGCGCACAUCCGCAUCGUCAAUAAGUUCAACCCGUUCUCCGGCUUUCAAAACGCGACGUACAUUCUCAAGUCCCAGAAGACGGUGACCCCCGACCAGAUCCGGGCGGUUCUCCCGCCCAAUUGCACCGAGUACGUCGAGGAGACGUACGAUAUCUAUCUCUUGCCCCCGGGGGAGGACGCCGAGAGCUGCCAGUCGUACCUGCGCAUGCGCAACCGGGACGGCAAGUACAGCCUCAUGUUCGAGGAGUGGGUGACGGACGGUCCGUUCAUCAUCUCCCCACGCAUCACGUUCGAGGUCAGCGUCCGCAUUUUGGGCGGGCUUAUGGCGCUCGGAUACGAGAUGGGCGCGAUCCUGCGACGUUCCAGCCAAGUGUUCCGGGACGAGACCAUCGCCGUCAAAAUCGACACCUUCGAGCAACUUCAGCGGGAAUACGUCAACGUGCAAGGGCGCGACCGGGCGUUGGUAGAAGAGAUUGGCAAGAAGCUGGAGCUGGAGGGGACGUACGUGCCGCGGUCGUACAUUGAGCAAAUGCAACUGGAGAAGCUCACCAAAGAGUUCCAGCUCGUUCCUGAGGACAUCAAACAGAAGCUCGCAUCCGAAGACGCAUUGGUGGGCAGCGUCAUCAGCAGCCCCAGCAUGUCGUGGAUUGCGGAGGCGCGGCUGAACCGUGACAUCAUGGGCCGGAGCGCGCCCGUCAUGGCGCACCGCAACAACCGGUCGCCCACAAAGGCAGGCCAAUUCCGCACAGAUAAGACUGGCCGGCACUGGCCCCCCCAGCUGCACCUCAACUCCUCCAACGGUAGUUUGGAGAACGUGGAGGAGGGCGGCCAUAAGCGCAAGAACAGCGAGGACGAGUCGUCCCACAACCGGGGUGUGCCCGACUCGCCAUUCCUAGUUGGAGCACCCGCGCCGGGCACCAACCAGAUCGGAGAGCAGCUACAGACGAUCAACGAAAAGUUCGACCAGCUGCUUGACCGGAUGCUAGACCUCGAGCGGAAAGUCACAGCCUCGACGUCGCCCUCGGCGUCCCGGGGCACGACGCCGCCCCCGAAGCAGAGAUUCGAGGGGCACCCUUUGACAAACGGCCCCGGGGGAGGUUCCCGGGAGUUGGUGGGCAGUUACCAGAAGAGCCAUUUGGGGAUGCGGGACGAGACGGAGGCCGGAGACUUGUCGGGGCGAGAGCGCAGGGGCAUGGAGGCGGAGGGAUCCCUCUCCGACGAGGUGCGCCUGCUCGCGCGUGGCCAGCGCCACAUCAGCACGCAGUUGGACGUCCUCAGCGGCGCCGUCCGGGACAAUCUGCGCGAGCAGCAGCGGAAAGAUUCUGGGACGCAGUACUGGCGAAAAGGGCACCUAUUUACGGAGGGUCUGUGGGAACCAGCGACGGGUGUCGCCAUAGUGUCCGGGUCGCUCGCAGUUAUCGGGGCGGUCUUUUGGGUAUGGAAGGUAAGGGGCAGGGGAACAACAUAGCUUAGUGUGGGGCGGAUUUCACCGCAAGCUGAGUCUUCAACUCGUAUGAGUGUUUCCGGGCUUGGUGGCAAGGAAGCCGAACUAGAUUUUCAGAAUCAGGACAUGGGGAGACGGUCACAACGGUCAAAGCGCACUUUGCCAGAAAAUGAUUCAAGAGGUUCAAAGUCAUCUGCUUUCUUUGGAGACUGGUUCAUGCGGUUGAGUUCGUGCAUCACUUGCGUGCGAUAUUUAUGCAUGAUGCUUGACAUCACUGCAGAUUGUGACGCACUUGG
Klebsormidium nitens is the source of this 2874-nucleotide messenger RNA. NCBI's taxonomy places the organism in Eukaryota, Viridiplantae, Streptophyta, Klebsormidiophyceae, Klebsormidiales, Klebsormidiaceae. The record is from the annotation of a GenBank genome assembly.